AUGGCUUCUCAAGAGACUCCCCAAGUCACCGAAAAGACGGCCCAAAACACUCCAGCUCCUGUUGCAGUGCCCGCCCCGACACAUGCUCUUCCUCAGGAGCUGGCUGCCGCUGGAUACCAGCCAUAUUACCAACCCUACCCAGGCCAGCAACCCGUGUUACCACUUCCAGAGGAGACGAGGACGGCGGCGUUUACGAGAGUGGGAUUCCAUGCUGCUGGCGUUCUUCUAGGCGCCAUCGGCUUGGGCCUUUCGUUGGCUUCCCUGCAGAAUGGCAACAUCAGCGCUGCUAUUGCUGCAGCCCCUUCUGCCGGUAUUGCCAUGCUAUGGAGCCUUGCAGAAGUGAUUACGAGGGCUGUUCGGAAAUUCAAAAAGGGUAUUCACCCUGGUGCUCACGUUGGCGUGUGCCUCAUCAUCUGGAUGCUUUCCAGCAUCAUGGGCGGCAUUCUCAGCACAUACGUCGCCCUGAACCCCUACCGGGAUGAGGAAGAAGACUGCGGCACUUAUACCUAUUCAGACAGCAACGGGAACCUGCACAGAGUGAGUGGCAGUUGUGAUCCAUACAGAGAUACCUAUCCCCGUGGCAAGGUCCUCGGCGCUGCCGUCAUCACUUGCCUCAUCUUUGGGCUGUACUUUGGCUUCUUCAUCGACGCCUGCAUCAACACCCACCGACGCAACGUCGCCGCCAGACGCCCCAUCAUGAUGAUUGCACAGCCGCAAAACUGGCCUGCCGCCACUCAGGGAUGGCAACCGAUGCAGAACGAUGCUUCUACCGAGGCCGUCCAGAUGCAGCCUCCUGCCGCUACUCAGGGGCCGCCCGCGAUCAGGGAGUUUUACGCUCCGGCUUGA
This is a messenger RNA of Trichoderma aggressivum f. europaeum, 846 nucleotides long. RefSeq lists its product as uncharacterized. The transcript is spliced from 2 exons. The record is from RefSeq and is a predicted model, not a curated record. Lineage: Eukaryota; Fungi; Ascomycota; Sordariomycetes; Hypocreales; Hypocreaceae. The coding region runs from base 1 to 846 and encodes 281 amino acids.